CUUUACCUACAAUAAUAAUCAUCCAAAAUGGCACCAAAAGCAACCAAAGACAAAUACUCCGUAAUCCUUCCUACCUACAAUGAACGUCGCAACCUUCCCAUCAUUACAUGGCUUCUUAAUCGCACAUUCACCGAGCAAGGACUCGAUUGGGAGCUCAUCAUCGUUGACGACGUCGUUGCCAAUCAACUUGCCAAAGCUUACUCCCCUCACGUUCUCCUCAAAGCUCGCGCCGGCAAGCUUGGUCUUGGAACGGCAUAUGUUCACGGUCUUCAAUUCGUAACUGGAAACUAUGUUAUUAUUAUGGACGCGGAUUUCUCUCACCACCCUAAAUUCAUCUCCCAAAUGAUCGCGAAACAAAAGACGCUUUCUACAAAUGGUGGAUAUGAUAUUGUUACCGGCACAAGAUAUGCCGGUGAUGGAGGUGUAUUUGGAUGGGAUUUGAAGAGAAAGUUGGUUUCCAGGGGCGCCAAUUUGUUUGCCGACACCGUCUUGAGACCUGGGGUUAGCGAUUUGACGGGAAGUUUCAGACUAUACAAGAAAGCGGUUUUACAGAAGGUUAUUGAAAGUACGGAAAGUAAGGGAUAUACUUUCCAGAUGGAAAUGAUGGUUAGAGCUAAGGCUAUGGGAUGCACGGUGGCCGAAGUACCAAUCAGUUUCGUGGAUCGUGUUUAUGGAGAGAGUAAAUUGGGUGGUGAUGAGAUUGUGGAAUAUGCAAAGGGUGUCUUGAAUUUGUGGAUGAAGGUUUAG
Botrytis fragariae is the source of this 747-nucleotide messenger RNA. RefSeq names its product putative mannose phospho-dolichol synthase protein. The record is from RefSeq and is a predicted model, not a curated record. Bases 28 to 747 code for a protein of 239 amino acids. Gene Ontology annotation, molecular function: dolichyl-phosphate beta-D-mannosyltransferase activity. Gene Ontology annotation, biological process: GPI anchor biosynthetic process; protein O-linked glycosylation via mannose. Gene Ontology annotation, cellular component: endoplasmic reticulum membrane. The transcript is spliced from 3 exons. NCBI's taxonomy places the organism in Eukaryota, Fungi, Ascomycota, Leotiomycetes, Helotiales, Sclerotiniaceae.